Messenger RNA from Penicillium malachiteum, 282 nucleotides. RefSeq lists its product as uncharacterized. Lineage: Eukaryota; Fungi; Ascomycota; Eurotiomycetes; Eurotiales; Aspergillaceae. Bases 1 to 282 code for a protein of 93 amino acids. The record is from RefSeq and is a predicted model, not a curated record. The transcript has a single exon.
AUGCCUUCCUCUAAGCCAGGGUCCUCUGGCAUUCGUAAAAUUCACCAAUUAAUCGAAAACAAAGGUUUCGAAUCCCUUAUCCCCUGCCUACGCUGCUCUUCCUUAGACAAGAUCUGUGUGUUCUCUGAGCGUUCGAAACAUUGCUCUGAGUAUAAUUGUGCAAAGGGUACUGUGCGGUGCGAGAUGCUGCGGGAGACUUUUACCGAUGCCGAGUGGCGUCGUCUCCUAAAGUCUCAAUCCUCCCUCGAUGCGGAGGAGGAGGCUUUAAUCAAGGCCCAAUAG